AUGGUCAACAGAAGGUUAAGGGAAAAACUAGAAAGUGAGGGCAGGUUGGACCAUCGACAGCAUGCUUUCCGAGCAGGCUACGGAACAAACACGUACUUCGCGGCACUAGGAGAUUUGCUUCACGAAGCGUACGGCCAAGGCAAGCAUGUCGACCUUGUAUCUCUCGACAUAGCCAAAGCUUACAAUCGGACGUGGACCCCCUUCGCUCUCCGCCAGUUAGCGGAAUGGGGAAUACCUGGAAACACGCCAGCAUUCCGCCAAAAUCUCCUGCUUAACAGAACUUUUAAAGUUCAAAUCGGAGACACCUCCUCCCGAACCUUCCGAGAGGAAACGGGGGUUCCUCAGGGCUCUGUUCUGGCGGUUACCCUCUUCUUAGUGGCCAUGAAUGGUGUAUUUGGCUUCCUACCACCAAACGUGCAUAUAUUCGUAUACGCCGAUGACAUACUGUUAGUAAUCAUCGGCGAUACACCAGGGCGAACAAAGAUUCGAGCCCAGUCUGCGGUGUCUGCCGUUCAGAGAUGGGCAACUUCAGUUGGCUUCACUAUGUCCGCAGCCAAAUGCGUAAGGGGACAUGUCUGUCGGUGGAAGCACCAACUCUCGGGUCCUUCACUCAAAAUAAACGACCAAUCCAUUCCCAACAAGAAAACGGUCCGCAUCCUCGGAGUCGAUAUAGAUCGGAAGCUAAAUUUUCAACACCAUCUUGAUGGAGUCAAGUUGGGACUAAAGCCUAGAAUCAACCUUAUCAAGACCAUCAGCAAACCGCACAGGUCCAACAACCGCAGACUCAGACUACAAGUUGCUCGAGCAGUAAUCGAUAGUCGCAUUCUAUAUGGCACAGAGCUAACUUGCGUGGCCAUGGAAAAUAUCAUCAAAACUCUAAAUCCGGUCUACAAUACCUACGUCCGGACAAUAUCGGGACUUUUGCCUUCGACCCCUGCAGACGCAGCCUGUACCGAGCUAGGUAUAUUACCCUUCCGAUUGCACCUGCACGCUGCCAUAUGCCGAAAGGCGGCUAGUAUCACAGCCAAAACGGCCGGGGAAGACAAAACGUUUCUCCUAAGCCUAGGAGACAGGCUCCUACGUGCUGCUUGCGGUUCAACGAUUCCACCGAUUGCUAAACUCCAUUGGCAUGGUCCUCUUUCCUGGAUGCAACAUCCAAUCCAUAUUGACAACAGCAUCAAAAAUAAAUUUAAAAAAGGGGACAACACUGCGCAACUCCGCCAAGCUGUGCUGGAACUCCAGAGAACCCGCUACCCCGGGCACGAGUACCGAUACACGGACGGAUCCGUAUCCUCCCGAGGAGUCGGAAUUGGAGUUAAGGGAGUGAACCUGUCCAUCUCAAAAAGCCUUUCACCCUACGUGUCCAUUUUCUCCGCGGAAAUGGCAGCCAUUUUCAUAGCGGUCACAACUCCCAAGGACAAACCACUCCUUGUUUUGUCAGACUCAGCAAGUGCUAUCCUCGCUCUGCAGUCCCAAUCGCCAUCUCAUCCCUGGACACAAGGGACAAUCAGAGGAAUCGGACCUAGCACGACUUUGGUCUGGAUCCCUGGACACUGCGGAAUUCCUGGUAAUGUAGAAGCAGACCUACUUGCCUCCAUUGGCCAUCAAGAUGAUCGAUACACCGACACUGUUCCACUUGAUGACGUCAAAAGGUGGAUUCGUAAAGUCUUCAAUGACAAAUGGGAAUUGCAAUGGCAAAAUGCAGUUUUCCCCCAUUUAAGGAAAAUAAAAGGCACGACCAAGGCUUGGACGGAUCUGUCAUCCAUGGAAAACCAGAGAAUCCUAUCUCGGCUUAGAACCGGACACACCCGUCUUUCCCACAACUUCGGCAGCGGCCCAUUCCGUAAAACGUGCGAGCAUUGCAACAUCGAUAACACUGUCGAACACGUUCUGUGCAAUUGCCCACUUUAUGAGGUUCCCAGAAAUGCUUAUGGAAUCUCGAACAGCAUUAGAAACGUUCUCUGCGAUGAUCCUUCCACCAUAGCUACGCUCUUCGUUUUCCUUAAAGAAGCCAGGCUCAUCCACGAAAUCUAA
Messenger RNA from Armigeres subalbatus, 2034 nucleotides. RefSeq lists its product as uncharacterized. The record is from RefSeq and is a predicted model, not a curated record. Gene Ontology annotation, molecular function: RNA-DNA hybrid ribonuclease activity; nucleic acid binding. NCBI's taxonomy places the organism in Eukaryota, Metazoa, Arthropoda, Insecta, Diptera, Culicidae. The transcript has a single exon. The coding region runs from base 1 to 2034 and encodes 677 amino acids.